Fusarium proliferatum ET1 is the source of this 3087-nucleotide messenger RNA. RefSeq lists its product as uncharacterized. Bases 1 to 3087 code for a protein of 1028 amino acids. Gene Ontology annotation, biological process: protein import into nucleus. Gene Ontology annotation, molecular function: small GTPase binding. Lineage: Eukaryota; Fungi; Ascomycota; Sordariomycetes; Hypocreales; Nectriaceae. The transcript is spliced from 3 exons. The record is from RefSeq and is a predicted model, not a curated record. Gene Ontology annotation, cellular component: nuclear envelope; cytosol.
AUGGAGGACCAGUUGGUACAGCUUCUUUCCAGCACGCAGCUGUCUGAACAGGGUCCCAGGCUACAGGCCGAACUCGAGUUGAAGCGCGCUCGAACGAAUCCCGCAUUUCCCCUGUCUCUCGCAAAUAUCGCCGCCCACACCUCGAUUGAUACCAACAUCCGUCAGGCUGCACUGAGCAACCUGCGACUUUUUAUCGAGAACAACUGGAACAACGAUGAGCCUGAUGACGGACCUAUCAUCCCUAUCUCUGAUGAGGCGAGAGGCCAGCUCAAGCAGGUCUUGCUCGACCUUGUGUUGAGCCCGGAGGACGAUCGCAAAGUCAAGAUCUCAGCCAGUUACGCCGUUGGCAAAAUCGCCGUCCACGACUUCCCCGAGCAAUGGCCAAACCUCCUCCCCACAGUUAUCUCUGUCGUCCCGGCCGGCACCGAUUCACAGCUUCACGGCGCCCUGCGAUUACUCAACGAUAUAAUUGAAGAGAGUUUGAGCGAGGACCAGUUCUUUUCAAUGGCCCAAGAUAUUGCCAAGGCUCUUGCUGAGGUUGCCCUCAAUGAAAACCGAAAGCCCAUGCACCGAGCGCUCGCUAUUUCCAUCUUCCGAGGAUGUUUUGAUCUCCUCAAUAUGAUUAAGGAGGACCACGCUAAGGAGGUUCGCGCUUUUGCGGACGGUCUUCUUCAACAAUGGAACCCCUUCUUUAUUACCGUUCUACAGAGCCCUCUUCCAGAAGCCAACCUAGAGAGCGGAUCUCAACCUGACUCUUGGAGCCAUAUUAUCGCUCUCAAACUUCAGGUUGUCAAGACGCUCCUCCGAAUUCGACGCGUUUUCCCUAACCUGCUCCUUCCCCAAAGUACCAUCUUCUUCAGUGCAGUCUGGAAAGAGCUCUCUACUCUGCAGGGACCGCACGAGCAGCUCUAUAUCAAAGCGGAUGCCCAAGGACGUCUUGAAGACUCGGACAACCUUCCAUAUACCUUGGACUUUCUCAUUCUCGAAGAGUUGGACUUCCUUAACCAAUGCUUCAGAGCCCCUCCUGUGCAAGCCGAGCUGGACGGUCACCUCAAUGCUCAUGCCUCAGCUUCAGAAGUUCCCUGGAUGAAGGAGAUUAUGAACAUGCUUAUUGGUUAUUCGCGAGUGACUCGGGAAGAAGAAGACCUGUGGGAUAUCGACUGCUCCCUGUAUCUUGCUGAGGAGACCUCUGUGACUGCCAACUAUACCGCACGAACUGCUGCAGGGGAUCUGUUAAUCAAGAUGGGUGAGUGGUUUAACCAGAAGGCGAUUGACGGCCUGUUUGGCCAAACACAGGCCCUAUUUGGUGGCGAGGUUUCCGACUGGCGCAGUCAAGAGGCGGCGCUCUACCUCUUUGUCAUGCUGGUCAGCGACUUCCAAGACAUGAACAAGGAAAUUCCCGAAGUAGUGGCCCAUGCCUAUCUUUCCCUAGUUGACUACGCCGUUAACCGACGCGGAGAACCUCUUCUCCGCGCCCGAGGUUAUCUCGUUGCUGGUAUGCUUUGCCGUUCUUUCCAGACCCCGGUUGAGCUGUUGGACCGCAUCAUCACCUCCAUCACUCAAGAGGAGUCUGAGGUCGUGCAGGUCGCCUGUGUCAAGGCUGUCGAAGGUUUAAUAAACGCUGGCCAGGUGUCUGCCGACAGGCAGGUUCCUAUUAUCAAUGCCAUCCAAAGCUACAUGAACAACAAGGACCCCAGUGAUAUGGAAGAUGCCGACGAACUUCUCGUUACGCUCGCUGAAGCCCUCCGCGCUGCUAUUACUCUCGACAAACGCAUCGCCCUUUCCAACGAUGUCAAGUCGGUUGAUCUGCUUUUCAUGCUAGCCAAGCUAGGCGCAAGCAACUUCCAAGUCACUAUGCUGAUUUCCGAGGCAUUUGAAGAUAUCGUUGCGGAUCUUUCUGACCCUGAAUCUUACACAGCUCUCUGUGCAAAGCUUCUACCUACGCUCACUGGCGCCUUUGAUGUCGCCAAUCUCACCGAGGACAACCCUCUGGUCACUGUUGCCACCGAGCUAUUGGCCGUCUUGGCCGAGAACGGACCAGAGCCUCUCCCCGCCGGUUUCGUCGCGGCUACAUUCCCUAAGCUGAACCGUCUUCUUAUGGAGUCUACCGAGGGAGAAGUCCUCCGACCUGGAUCUGAAGUUGUGAAGUGGAUGCUCCAGCAUGAUCAUCAGCAAGUUCUUGCUUGGCAAGAUGCCAACGGCCGUUCUGGUCUAGAGGUUUGCUUGCACAUCAUCGACCGACUCCUGGGUCCUUCUAUUGAGGACAACUCAGCGUCCGAGGUUGGCGGUCUGGCUGCCGAGCUCGUCGAGAAGGCUGGCCAGGAGCGCCUUGGUCCUUUCUUACCUCAGCUUCUCCAAGCUGUCGCUAACCGACUUGCUACUGCUCAGGCUGCAGCCUUCAUCCAGUCUCUUAUUCUUGUCUUCGCCCGACUUACCCUCUCUGGCGCUCAAGAUGUUGUUGAGUUCCUCAGCCAGGUUCAGAUCAAUGGCGAAAGUGGCCUGCAAGUUGUCAUGGCCAAGUGGCUGGAGAAUUCUGUCAACUUUGCUGGAUACGAUGAAAUUCGACAAAACGUCAUUGCUCUAUCGAAGCUUUACUCUCUGAAUGAUCCUCGACUGGCCCAGACACAAGUCAAGGGCGACCUGAUCGUCAACAACGACGAUGGGCUUAUUAAGACACGCUCACGCGCAAAGCAGAACCCAGACCAAUACACGAUUGUUCCUGCUUCCCUCAAGAUCAUCAAGGUCCUCAUCGAGGAGCUUCUGUCUGCAUCUGGCCAACGGGCUGCUGCGAACGCUGCCUCUGCUGCUGUGGCCUCUGCUAGCUUUGACGACGAGAAUGACGAGGAGGGCUGGGAGGAUGAAGAUGACACUCUUGAUCUCAGUCUAGGCACCACGAAAGCUGACCUGAUGUCUUUCAUGGAGGGUGGCCAGCGGCAGCGAGACGACGAGACUCAAGCCUAUCUGACCGACUUUUUCAUCCGUUGCGGCCGCGAGAACAUCGCUAAUUUCCAGGAGUGGUACAACAUGCUUACAGAAGAAGAAAAGUCGAAGCUCAACGAGGUUGCCGCUAGUUCAGCUGGACAAUAG